Molecule: messenger RNA, 858 nt
Organism: Trypanosoma rangeli
Lineage: Eukaryota; Euglenozoa; Kinetoplastea; Trypanosomatida; Trypanosomatidae
Exons: 1
Coding region: 1-858 (285 amino acids)
Source: RefSeq, a predicted model, not a curated record
AUGAGCGAUGAAGUGAGCGAGCUGGGACCGCCCUCCCAGACCGAUGCUGAACUCUCUACAAAGACAAUUAUGGAGCAGCAGCGCGUCAUCAGCACCCUUCGCGAGAUGGUUGCGGCUAUGAAGACCCGGAUAUCCACGCUAGAAGCUGCCGCCUCCACGGAAAGGGCACAGCCCGCUAACACCGUGACUGGGAGUCACCUGAGUGAAGUUUCUUUCUACCAAGAAGAGGUUGAGCGCCUUAGCCGCUUAGUGGCGCUGUUAAUUAGAGAACGCGACGCGGCAAUGGCGAAGUGCGCGACGUUGGAGGCUGCUGUGAAGCAGAGGGAUGCGCGGGUGGCAGAGGUUCUUGCGUGCUGCAAACGGUUGCAGAAGAUGGAGGCGGACUGGCGCACAACACGCGUUCGUUUGAACUUUACCGAUUCGUGUUACAAGGAUGCGGAGCUACAGUGUAGUCAGCUGAAGGAGGAGAUGGACGCCCUGUCAUUUGAGCGAACGCGCUGGAGGGCGUUUGCGGUGUCCAUUGCAAACCGACUUGACGCCGUAUCGCGGGAACGGACGCUUAUGCACAUGAACCUAUUAGAGCGUGAGGAGCGCAUGCGCACGUCAGAGCGCGUAACAGCGUCGCCAAGCAGCAAGGUCAAUAAAACAGCAGCUGUUAACUCUGAGGAGGCGGCACGUUUGCCACCAUUUGAUCCUACAGAACUGACGACCGCGUGGGGUACGCGGCAAACAACCCUGUUGCCGUCACUUGCGCGUGGAGGUGCGGGCGAAAAGGCCGCUAUGCGCUCCUCACCAGCAACGCGGUCUAUAGCUGUGGCCAUGCGGCGCAAAAAAGGCCGUUAUUUGCUUCCGUUGUAG